Molecule: messenger RNA, 3621 nt
Organism: Styela clava
Lineage: Eukaryota; Metazoa; Chordata; Ascidiacea; Stolidobranchia; Styelidae
Product: 4-trimethylaminobutyraldehyde dehydrogenase-like
Molecular function (GO): oxidoreductase activity, acting on the aldehyde or oxo group of donors, NAD or NADP as acceptor
Source: RefSeq, a predicted model, not a curated record
GUCUAACAGUCUAUGAUCUAUCUAGUCCACCUACGGUACGGUACUGACUACUGUCAGACUGUCCUAUCAAAUCUAUGCUGUUGCAACAAACGUCUGAACGUGGAUUGAAAUCAUCUUUGAUCACAUUGUUAAAUUUCAGAAUUUAGUAUCUCUAUGCCUGCACAUAGUAUACACAUAGUAUAAUUUCUGAAGUUAGUCAAUAAUGUCGAUCAGGAUUAUCAAUGCACAGUCGACCAGGCAGCUUCAAAGGGGAUUUGCAUCAUGGACUAGUUAUUUAAGCAAUCAUUCCCUGAAUUUUAUAGAUGGUAAAAGGAUGAAAACUUUGGAUCCUACUCAAGAAAAGUUGAAUCUUGAAGAACCCGCAACAGGCAGCAUAUUAGGUUCGAUACAAAGUAGUGGGCGAGGUGAUGUUGAUAAAGCGGUCAAAAGUGCUGUUAUUGCUCAACAAGAGUGGGGUCAACGAUCUGGUCCAGAAAAAAGAGACAUAUUAAUGGAAGCUGCAAAAUUGCUGCGGAAUCGGAAAGAAGAUAUUGCUCGGGUAGAAGUGUCUGACACAGGAAAACCAAUGUGGGAAGCUAUGGGUGAUGUGCAAUCCGUGAUUGAUUCUGUAACUUAUUUUGCUGGGAUUGCUCCAACAAUGUGUGGGCAACAUUUUACGUUGUCUGGGGGUUCAUUUGGGUACACUAGGAGAGAGCCGUUGGGUGUUGUUGCAGCUAUCGGUGCAUGGAAUUAUCCGAUUCAAAUGGCUGGUUGGAAGUCUGCUCCUGCUUUAGCAUGUGGCAAUGCUGUUGUCUUUAAGCCAUCUCAGUUUACGCCCUUUACUGCAGUCAUUCUCGGUGAGAUCUACCAGGAAGCAGGAUUACCAGAUGGAUUAUACAAUGUUAUACAAGGUGGAGCAGAGACUGGUAACUUUCUUACGUCACACAAUGAUAUUGCGAAAGUAACAUUUACUGGCAGUGUCGAAACUGGCACUAAAGUAAUGACAUCUUGUGCAUCUGGAAUUAAACAUGUGACUCUCGAAUUGGGUGGGAAGUCCCCUUUGAUUAUAUUUGAUGAUUGCAAUAUUGAUAAUGCAGUUAAGGGUGCCAUAAUGGCCAACUUCCUUUCUCAAGGUCAAGUAUGUUCAAACGGAACGAGAGUUUUCAUUCAGGAUUCUAUUUUUGGUGAUGUAAUAUCUCGUUUGGUGAAACAUACUAAAUCAAUUAAACUGGGGGACCCACAUGCAGAUGAUACACGAAUGGGACCAAUGAUAAAUGCAGCACAUGCUAAUAAAGUUAUGAAAAUGAUAGAACGGGCAAAGACGGAAGGUGCUGAAAUAAUGUGUGGAGGUGAAUAUAUUACCAUUGAUGAUUCGAAGAUGAAAGGAAAAUUUAUCAGUCCUUGUAUUUUGAAACCUACUGAUGAUAUGGAGAUAUCAAAGGAAGAAGUAUUUGGUCCAGUCAUGAAUGUCUAUUCAUUCAAAACUGAAGAGGAAGUGCUUAAUCGGGCAAACGAUACCAAAUUUGGUCUUGCAUCUGGUGUUUUCACCAAUGAUCUUAACCGUGCUCACAGGGUGGCUGCUAAAUUACAAGCUGGGAAUUGCUAUGUUAACAAUUACAAUAUUUAUCCAACUGAAUUACCUUUUGGAGGAAACAAAAUGUCUGGUAUUGGAAGGGAAAAUGGCACAAUAACUGUGGACUAUUUCACACAACUCAAAAGUGUUUAUGUUGAGAAUAAUGAUGUUGAUUGCCCCAUAUAACUAUGAGCAUGCAGUUUUAAUUUUGUAAUUUCACUAUGUUCAAUUCAUAUGUUUUAAGGUUUAGAGAAUAAAGGGAAAUAUAAUUUAGAGCCGUUGUAUAUUGAAACUAUGCUUGAGUUCUGAAUUUUUACAGAAAAUUGCAAAAUAGAAUUUUGUAAAAUAAUUGAAAUGGAAAAAUUUCGUCAGAAAAAUUAUUUAUCUAAUGCUGCUAUGCAUUGACAUUUGUGCUGCUGAAGGCAAUGAAUACUUUCUGUCUUGUUUGUUUAUUUAUAGUUUUCUAUUUAUUAUGUUAAAUGAAGUUUCCAAUCAUGCUGAAGUUAACUUGGUUUUGAUUUAAUUUCUUUCUUGAAAAACCCAGAGGCUAAUUACCAAUUAUAAAUUCAAUAUCUGAAAUUUCAUGAGAUAUAUUCCAAUGUUUUGAAUUCUAAUCUACUUAUCUAUUGCUAUGCAACUAUCUUUUAAAGAUAAGUUCUUUAAAUUCUACCAUUCUGUAUCAUGUUAUAUAGCUUUUGUUUGACAAAACAGUAUUAAUUUUGCUGAAUUCUCAAAGCAAGCUACGAUUGGUGUCCCAAAUAUAAUGAUUUUUUGCCUUGGUUAAUUUCUCUUUUGAGCUUAAUGCAAGGAAUAUUCAUCUUUUGAAGCAUUGGCAAUCUUGUGUUUUGUUCUGGAUUAAAUUUUAUUGGAAAUGUACUUGUGUGAAAGGUAAUUGUUACUUGUAAGUUAAAAAACACCUUUGUAAAGUCACUAAAUGCAAUGAUAAGAAUGAAAAUGCAAAGAGGUACAUAGUAAUUUAUUGCACCCAUGAUGUUAUAUGUAUGUCAAUUUGUUGACUUUUGUAAUAGAACAUUUUUUCCAAGCUGCAAUUCACCCAACCCCAAGCUAAAUUUUCUCAAAAUCUUCUCAGAUACAAAACACAUCACACAGUCCUUUUAAGUGUUUAAUUUCUUUAUCUUUGUUUAUAGAUAUGUUAAUGAAUUUCCAAUUCACCAAUUUAUAGUGAUAGCACAAACAACCAUAGUGUGUGUAACAAGCCUUAUCUAGUUUGCUUAAUGAAAUAGCUUAUGAACAGUGACUCCCAUCUUUUACACUACACAACACAGAUAUCGAAAAAUUCUUAUUCAGUUUUUUUCAUGUAGUGUAUACUUUAUAUUAUAGUAUACUUGUCACUGUCAGGAUAAAUUUCUGUUAAGUAAUAUGAUGCACCAUGAUUCCCAUUACAACCAAUUAUUUUGUUUAUUUCAUUUCAUCCAAUACAAGACUAGGGCAUCAUAGUUAUUAUUAAUGUGUCUUCAAAUAAUGUCUUUAUAAAGUUAUUAAUGCACCAUGAACACGGUGUGUUUAUUAGUGAAAUUCUCAAAUUGGGUAAUGUUGGAGAUGGUUCUUGGGCUUUUUGGUAUUUUAGGCAAGACUUUGCUGAUCACCAAUGUGUUUGAAUGAGUGAACCAGAAAAAAUCGAACUUCCUAAUAGUAUCAGAUACAAUUGCAAAUUUAGGAAAGUUUGAUUUUGAUGACUUUCAUAUUGUUUGCUGGUGCUAUGUUUGUUUUAUAAUACAUACAUAUAUCCUCACAUAUAAGCCGACCUCCUAAAAACGGCCCUGAAAUGAUUAAUUCAUAAAAAUUCGAAUAUAAGCCAACCCGUGCAAUCAAGGUCAUGCGCGUAUAAGCUAACCACUGAGUUUGGCAAUUUUUUUUUAGUUUUGUACUCUGCUUUUAAUAUGUGAGGAUAUACAGUAAUUGCCCAAAGUUUCAUGUUCUGCAAUUCUUAUACUGAUUUAGGUAAAUGUUACUUUCAUUUUGAAUACUGUUGGAAAUCCCUUGGAAAACUAAACUAAGAAAAACUAGUUAAUAACAAGCUUCUAAUUUAAAAUUGUACAAUUUUUAGA